AUGUCGAGCUCAGCUCAAGAAUUUUGGAAUUAUUGUGAAUAUUGUCUCAUUCAGUUUUUUGGAGGAAAGAGUUGUUUUUUGUAACGGAGAGUGUGAAACUUAAAAGGAUAAAUUUAGUUUUUAUUAGCCAUCUUUCUAUCCAAGGGAUUAAACAUUUUUUGUAGAUCACUCAUGGCUACUUUGGAAGACAAAAUACUAGGCGAAAAAAAUCAUUACUAUUGCAGCAGUAGUGAAGAUGAAGCAGACGACGAUUGUGUGCCAGCAGAUGGUGGUGCGAGUGGAAGAAAUAAACCUGAUCUUCAAUUUAUUCCUGAAAGCAGUUUAAAAGAUCAGACUUACUUUUCUGCGUGCACCUCUAAUACGGGUCCUAAAGGAGUCAUCAAUGACUGGCAACGAUUUAAACAACUGGAAGCAGAAAAACGUGAACAUCAAGAUAAAGAAAAACUUGAAUUAAUUAAAAAGCUUAGUAUAACUGUACAAACUAAUUCUGAAAGUGAAAACGUUAAUUGUCAAAAACAGUUAGAUGAUCUGGUGGAUUUAGAAAACGACAAGUUUUUGUUAGAGUACCAAAGAAAAAGAAUGUCAGAAAUGCUAGCAAUGGCUGAGAAGCUGCCAAAAUUUGGUGUUUUGAUUGAUAUUCAAAGUGGAGAAGAUUUUCUAAAAGCAGUGGAUGACGAGCAAAAGUCAGUUACCGUCGUUAUUCACAUUUACGACAGCAACAACAAUGCCUGUAAAAAUAUGAACGACGCUUUAGUUGAUUUGGCUACAGAAUAUACCAAUGUCAAAUUUUGCAAAUUCAUGAGCUCGAUUGCUGGUUUAAGCAGAAUGUUCAAAGUGAGUGGUCUACCGGCGAUUUUAGUUUACAAAGCAGGUCAAAUUAUCGGAAACUUCGUUAGAUUGACCGAUGAUUUGUCGGAUGAUUUCAACAGCUCAGAUGUAGAAAGCUUUCUCAUUGAAGUUGGUAUGCUUCCAGAUAAAUAUUCUGUUCCAUUAGUACAAUAAAAGCUACACC
This is a messenger RNA of Sabethes cyaneus, 1012 nucleotides long. Its product is annotated as phosducin-like protein. The transcript has 2 exons. The record is from RefSeq and is a predicted model, not a curated record. The coding region runs from base 172 to 1002 and encodes 276 amino acids. Gene Ontology annotation, biological process: regulation of G protein-coupled receptor signaling pathway. NCBI's taxonomy places the organism in Eukaryota, Metazoa, Arthropoda, Insecta, Diptera, Culicidae.